AAAACACAAGCAUAGAGAACAUAACCAACUAAAAUGGCCGGUCAUACUAGUAAGGUAUCUGUGUUUAUUAGGGUUUUACUGGUCACGAUUUUCACGGCCCUCCUCCUGACCUCUCCGGCGGCGGUCACGUCAUCCAGGCAUCUUCCGGCCACCGCAGCCGGAAGUACUACUUUCGUCACCCUCCGUUCAUCUAGGGCAAUUAAUUAUGUUGGUGGUGGUGGUGAUCGUGGCUUCCGAGGGGUUUUCUUUCUCAAUAAUAAGUUGAACUCCGGAAGGGAGCCCAACCGCGGCGGAUUCAACGAGCCCAACCCGUCGGCCGGUGGCUAGCUAACCUCGUGGAAUGGCUUUGGCUAUUCCUGUUGAUUUUUAAAGGCCUAUAGCGAUUAAGAAUUAGUUGAUUUCAAUAACUAC
Molecule: messenger RNA, 411 nt
Organism: Linum tenue
Lineage: Eukaryota; Viridiplantae; Streptophyta; Magnoliopsida; Malpighiales; Linaceae
Source: the annotation of a GenBank genome assembly